AUGGACGUAAAGCAUGCCCGUUCGCCUGUCAUCAAGGUGAUUGUUGGUGACGACGAAGACUUUGUCGACACAGCUGAAGGACGAAUCCAACCCAAUGUCUUCUACGUCCACAAGUCAUUCCUCGUCCACCACUCGCGCUACUUCAGGACCCUCUUGGACUCUGCACUGCCUCACGACAUCACGGUCAUUCGCCUGCAGCUGCCAGAGGGGUGCGACUACGAGAUGUUUGCCUCCUGGCUCACUGUGCUGUAUGCAGACGAAGGCACCCUCAACGACCUUUCUCGUUCCGAAGAGCUUGGAGAAAUCAGAAGUCUCUUUGCGAUUGCAAGCUUCUUGGAAUCCUCGAGCUCAAAGAAUCUCUUGCUGGAUGCAAUACAGAGGCGGAAUCCCAGACGGUGGACGCUAGUGGAUCUCCAGGCGUGCAGGGAGGAUGAACUUGCCAACGAGCUGCUUUACGAUUACGUGCUUGAGUGCGUCGCCUACAGUAUUGUGGUCCCCAAGAUGGAUCCUGAUGAAUGGUCAGACCAUAUCGACGUGUACAUAUUCACCAGUACCUUUUACCAUGGAUUUUACCCUGGCCACGAAUACGGAGAUAGCGACUAUCGAUCUCAUUCCCGCGACUGCUGGGAAGACGUUGUGCAUCGAAUCGGUGAGCUCCGCGAGGAUAAGUACAAGGACAAGCUGAAGAAUCCGGGUAAGCGCAAGGACUGCAAAUGGCACGAGCACACCGAUCAGGAUCGCAUCGAAUGUCCUCGGUACAGGAACGAGUAUAACCCCCGGCGGUGA
Exophiala spinifera is the source of this 786-nucleotide messenger RNA. RefSeq lists its product as uncharacterized. Gene Ontology annotation, molecular function: protein binding. The record is from RefSeq and is a predicted model, not a curated record. The transcript has 2 exons. Bases 1 to 786 code for a protein of 261 amino acids. NCBI's taxonomy places the organism in Eukaryota, Fungi, Ascomycota, Eurotiomycetes, Chaetothyriales, Herpotrichiellaceae.